GGUCAACUUGUGGACUGGAAACAUCUCUCCACAGGAUUCAUCGUUUUGUACAUUUGGAACUGCCAUCCAUCGAAACGCGAUUGUACGAAAGCAGGCAGGAACUGAAUAUAUAUGUCUAGCCAACCCCCUCCGCCGCAACCUCAGUUUAAGCUCAAGCAGCGCAAGAGAGAAACUGUAACAAAGUAUGAACCAGAGGCCUUCCGAGACUCUUUAUUGAAGAUUAUCCCCGAGGAUCCAGCUGAGAUCGAAAAGUACGCUUCUAUUUUGGAACUGAAUGAGUCGAAAGUCGAUUACAAACGCUACGGCGAACCUUUUUUUGAAUUUCUGAUUGUUGGAGGACUCAUAGCACCCGGGGGAAUCGUUGAGGAUGGGCCGCGUAGGAACCCCUUCAGUAUUUUUGCAGCCGAAGAUUCCAAGGAGGCUGUCCGAGCGAGGGUGGACAUAAUCAACAAGCUGACUCGUAGAUACAAGUAUCUGCAGAAGCGACUCGAAGAGUGUAUGUCGCACCUUCUUCAAUAUGUCAAUAAAUUUGGCGAAAACUCCCACAAGCUCUCGAGAGCUGUCGGUAGACUGAUCUCCAUCCAGCUGCUGCCGAUAUCGGUGCUGACGAACCUAAUGAAAGAGCAUUUGGUCAAAGACGGCGCUUCCUUGCAGUUUGUUACUGGUGUAUUCAGGAGUUACCUGGAGGACCAGCCCAUUGACCACCUAAGCACUAUUCUUAAGAAGGCAGGGUUGGAUGACAAAUUGCUCGAGUUUUUUCCUCCAGGCAAACGCCAGGCGGAGUAUGUUGCUCGCCAUUUCGAGGCGGAGGGUUUGAAGCCACUUGUAGACUACUUCAACAAGCGCCAGCAGACGGCCGUGAAGGAGCAAGUGAAAUCAAAGUUGAACGAGAUGUUCUCAUCCGGCACCCCACAGGAGGCCGCAGGCUAUGUUAAGCAGCAAAUCGCGGUCAACAGCUGGGCCGAGACCGAUGUUGUGCCGAUCAUGUGGGAUGCGCUGAUAAGUUCAGUAGAAUGGGCCGGCCGCCCUGAGCAACUCGAAAGUCAGAUCAAGACGACGCUCACGACAUGGGGGAAAGUUCUAGCUGUAUUCUGCACAUCCCCAAAGACAGAAAUUGGUCUCAUGCUCAAGGUCCAGCAAAUGUGCUAUGAAGAUGGACGGUUCCAAAAGCACUACCGGACUAUUAUUCGAUAUCUUUAUGAUGAAGAUGUUGUUUCGGAAAGCGCCAUCAUCUACUGGUUUGAAAAGGGAGCUGGUGCAUCGGGGAAGACAUUGUUUGUAAAGCAGAUGGAACCUUUUGUAAACUGGUUAAAGAGCCAAGACGACGAUGAGAGCGAGGAAGAGGAGGACGAGUGAUUUUGGACAAGGAAAGUGUCAUCUGUAGCGAAAUACAACACUGAGUAGCUUUUAGACGAACUAUUUGUUUUUACUACGUCGCGCAUUUUCAUUCAUGGUCACGUGUACAAUAAGUCACGUGUAUUGCAGGAC
Messenger RNA from Spizellomyces punctatus DAOM BR117, 1488 nucleotides. RefSeq lists its product as uncharacterized. The transcript is spliced from 7 exons. Lineage: Eukaryota; Fungi; Chytridiomycota; Chytridiomycetes; Spizellomycetales; Spizellomycetaceae. Gene Ontology annotation, molecular function: protein binding. The record is from RefSeq and is a predicted model, not a curated record. Gene Ontology annotation, cellular component: membrane; cytoplasm. Bases 112 to 1356 code for a protein of 414 amino acids.